CUCGAGUUAGGGGAAAGAAUCGCGCAAAAAAACGUUUCUUUGACGCGGUAUUCAAGGACUGUGGCUCUAUCUCUUUUUUUUUUUUUUCCGUUUUGGCCGCAGAUGCUGACUAGAAAUUGGGAUCUCGGUUUGCGUGCAUUGGUCCGUCAGUCCGCUGCUGAUCAGAUCUCUUUUUGCGGCUUUUUGUCUCUUGGCUCCAUUCAGCUUGCACUCUUACAUUGGUUUGUUGAUGUCAACGGGCCCGUGCAGGUCUUGAAAGCCGUCAGCGAGCUGGAACUCCAGCGGAAAGCCAUGGAAGAAAGACCAGGUACGGAAUUGGCAGAGAGGACAAAGCGAUUGCGGCAAUUAUGUUUUAAGGCUUCCUACAAGAAGAGGAGAAUGCAGCAAGCAGCCUCGGCGCAGGCAGUGGCAAAUGCUGCGGCACAUGCAGCUGCAGCUGCUGCUGUAGCUGCGUCUUCAACUCUAGUCCACAACUCGCAAGAUGCCAGCUUGGAAGGUCGGGAAGAGGAUUCUCCAUGUGCAGAGAAGGUCGGGAAGAGGAUUCUCAGAACUCGUCAAAAUAUAUAUGUCAUCCAACUGUUCGACCAGUUCACAAUUUACAAAAGCGAAUUUAAGAGAUCAUGGCGGAGACCUGGAGAAGAAGAGGGUGCAAACAAUGCUGGUAGGAGUGCAGAAGAGGGGGAGAGUAUGUACGUGAGAGGAGAUGGAGAUGGAAGCAGAGGUACCUGCGGCAAUUAUAUAUCGUCUGUGCGCUCGGCGGGUCACCGGGUGCAUGUCGAUUGUGUGGGAGAGUAAACCGACGAGGGGAGAGGAGGGCAAGGAUGGGAGAAGCAGAAAGGGGUAAAAGAGAACACGAGGCAUAGAUGGAGGACGUAUCUGCUUCGUCCUCUACCUGAGGUAAUUAUGGGUGCCUUAAUGAAUGCGUCGAAUGGGAAUGGCAGAGGAGGGGAGGGGAGGAGUUAGGACUCUUGGGAGAGAAGGCAAAAAGGAGGGGAGGAUGAUGAGCUGGACGGGUUAAGGACCUUAAGGUGGGAGUCGGACUCUCGGGGAAUUCUGGAUGGCUGAUUCCAUUACCGAGGACCGGCAGAGGGAUGGAGUGAAGAGUAGAGGGGAAGACCUCCUCUCUACGACACCAUGGCGAGUCGGCCACCACGCCAUAUUAACAGAGACUCUGGCGCUCUCAGAAGUGUGAGCCUUUUGAAUCACAUGAGAACGGUGACAUGGAGAGCAAGGCCACCUUGUCAAAGCACCCCUAAGUGAAAGCACAGACAGCCGUGCAUAGCACAACAGGAUGGGACAGAUUCGCACAAGAGGACAUGGCGGAAAGGAGGAAUGAGGUGGAGGGGUUGGUUGGUAGCCUGGCAAAGAUACGUCAGACAGUGUACUCAGGUAAUUAUGGGUGUGUAUGAUUGUGCGGUUGCCGUGAGGCAAAGUAGAGAGGGGAGGAGAGGCGGCGACGCCGACAAGAGGAGAGGAGAGGAGAGAGAGACAAUAUUAGGGCUAAGAGUUGGUUGAGAAUAGGGGGAAAGUUGCUUCUCUGUCAAUGGCUUAUACUUGUCAGGCAAGCGAAAGGAGUCAAUGUUGAUUCACAAAGUCCAAGACUCCGCGGUGCUGUCUGUGUUUGAGAUUAGUGUGCAAUUGUAUAGUCGAAACAAGCAAAGGUUUUUCAGAAAUUUACCAUCCAGUAGGGUACAUGGUGGAGGCGCGGUUCAUCUCUUACCUGCACAAAGUUGAAAGUCCUGCAGCUCCUGCCUGCAUGUGUGUAAAGGGUUUGGACCUGCGGGAGGGGCGACGACACCAUCGACACGUGGACGUCAGACGAAGAGACUUUAGACUGAUGGUGAUGGCGAUGACAAGAGCAGUCUGGUCUGCAUCUUCUGCAAGCUGUUCGCUCUGUUCACUGAGUUCACUGAGUUCGCCAAGCUCGUUGAGUUCAUUGAGUCUGCCGAGCUCAUUGAGUUCCCUGAGUUUGUUGAGUUUGUUGAACGAACUUGGAGAAGAAUGCGGAAGGAGAGACUGAUGAUUUCAGCCUUUCAGGCCGUACCAUGGAGAAGGUAGGCAGGGUCAUUCGACUUCAUUGCGAGGAAUUGCUCUCUGAUGAUUGCUGCUGAGUUUAUGAAUGACUCACUGAGUCGCUGAUGUUUCUCACCAUCGCCAGGGCGGCUAAUCAAGGAACUUAGAGGGGAGAAUGUGAAUGAACAGCUUUGAGGAAG
This is a messenger RNA of Chara braunii, 2213 nucleotides long. NCBI's taxonomy places the organism in Eukaryota, Viridiplantae, Streptophyta, Charophyceae, Charales, Characeae. The record is from the annotation of a GenBank genome assembly.